Messenger RNA from Lichtheimia ornata, 1701 nucleotides. RefSeq lists its product as uncharacterized. The record is from RefSeq and is a predicted model, not a curated record. The coding region runs from base 1 to 1701 and encodes 566 amino acids. Gene Ontology annotation, molecular function: basic amino acid transmembrane transporter activity. Gene Ontology annotation, cellular component: fungal-type vacuole membrane. The transcript is spliced from 8 exons. NCBI's taxonomy places the organism in Eukaryota, Fungi, Mucoromycota, Mucoromycetes, Mucorales, Lichtheimiaceae. Gene Ontology annotation, biological process: transmembrane transport; basic amino acid transport.
AUGAGUGGCAAUAAGAACGAGGAGCAGCCUUUCUUGCAAGUCAGGGAUAAUGACAAUGCACCAAACACAAAAACAUCCUCGUACAAUACCAUUUCUACAACGAGCCCCCCUUCAAAAAACAAUCAAACCAGCAAAGAUGAUACCAACAAGGAACAUCAGAAUAUUGAGCUUGGAAGUGUUAGUAUCGGUAUACUGACUCUAUGCCUUGCGGUGAGUGCUGCAUUACCAACCUUGGAUGUAUCCAUCUGCUUUACAAUCAUGAGCGAAAUCGGCACAGAGUUUGAAAAGGCGCAUCUUGCUACUUGGAUCCACAACUCUUAUAUUCUCGCAUGCAUGACCACUUUGCCGUUAGCUGGGAAAUUGGCCGACCUUUUCGGCCGUAAACCUGUCCUCGUUGUGUUAACAUUGCUAUUCUUGCUCGGGUCUUAUGGCUGUGGGAUAUCACAAAACCUUGCCCAGAUUAUAGUAGCAAGGGCUAUAGCUGGUUUUGGUGGUGGUGGAGUGACACUCAUGGCUAACGUCGUCAUCCACGAUGUCAUUUCCAUCGACAAACGCAGCCAAUAUCAAUCAUUUAUCAGCAUGGUGCAAACACUUGGUAUUGCUGUUGGAUCUCCUCUUGGCGGGUUUAUCACUGACACAUUUGGAUGGCGAUAUUGCUUCAAGCUCAAUAUCAUCCCCUUACUUUUCAAUGCAUACAUCUACUUUUUUCGACUCAACAAUUAUCGCACGCCAAGCAUGGUAUCUAAUGGGACCAAAAUCAUGGAUCAGCUACGAUCAAUUGAUUUUUUGGGCGUGAUCCUCCUAUCAGCAGCGAACUCUUUAUUGGUCACCUCUUUCUUGUUUGGUGGCAACACUUAUGAAUGGGAUGACCCAUUGACCAUUUGUUUGCUGAUUGGGUCAGGUUUGGCAUUCAUUCUUUUUGGGCUUCACCAAGCAUAUGGAACACGACAUCCUCUGAUAUCGCAUACAUUGGCCACCAAUCGCAAUGCGGUGGUAACUUGUGCUGGGAUGAUCUUCAUGUGCAUAUGCGAGAGUGGAUUGUCGUAUUCACUUCCUCAAUUUUUUAUGGGGGUGCUGGGUUUUACUACUUCCGAGUCAGGUCUAUGGACAAUGGCAGAGGCGCUUAUCGUCCCCGUGGGUUGUUUCACUGCUGGGCAAUACAUUCGACGCACCGGCUAUUUCAAAAAGUUCGUGUUCGUCAUUGGCGCUCUUUAUGUUGUUGGGUGUGGAUCGUCAAGCCAAUGGAUGAUAAGAGCGUUGCCUUUCUUUGUCGGCAUGUUCUUUGUCAUCAUCCAAGGUUUUAGUUAUGGCGCCAUUCUCGUUUCAUUGUUCAUGUCAGUUGCAAGAGAUCUACCCGGAUAUGAGAUGGCAUCAGCUAUGUCAAUUGCAGUCUUAUUUCGUUAUAUGGGGUUUUCCCUCGGCCCUGCUUCAGUCGCUGCUAUUGUACAAGGAAAUCUCAAAUCAUUGCUUACCGAGAAAAUCACAGGGUCUGAUGCAGAGGAGCUCAUCAAAUUCAUUCGGACAUCCAUACGAAAAACAUAUACAUUAUCGCCUGAGCUUCAAGAGAUCGUGGCGGAUGCGCUUGGCAAGUCGUUGCAAAAGGCCUUUUUCCUGAUGACAGGCUCCAUGUUGAUUGCCACGUGUGUUUUCCUCCUAUUGAAGAAUAUCAAUCUCAAAGCUGCUGCUGCUGCCCAAAAUUAA